ACUAUUUGCAUAAUCUUUUUUUUUUUUAAUAUAUAAAAUUUAUUUUUUUCUCGGAGAGGGUUUCUUUCUUUUUCCCUUGUCUUCCUCUCCCCACCUGCAAGAGUAAUGAUUUUCUCGUUACGGGUAUCGUUGUUGAGGAAUCUGAGGAGCUGUGGUUGUGAAAAAGUGUAAGUUUUUGUAUUUGAAGAACACCCAGAAGAGAAGAGGAAGAACAAGUUCACCAGAAUACAAAAAAAACAUAACAAGUGCACGAGCGGUGCGAGGGGAAAAAAGGGCGAACUUGCUUUCUUUCUCUUUUGAUUGAUUUGAUAAUCUCAUUCAUAAUCAUCCAAACGCCUCCUUUCUUUCUUUCUUUCUUUCCACCGUUUUCUCCUUCUAUAUUUGGAUUUCUGUUUCUGGGUUCCUUAUUUUUGAUCUCUUUUUAGUGGGUUUUUAAUUUUUUUGGGGGUCUGUUUUGUUUUUUCCUUUGUGUUUGUGUUCAUGUCUCAACAAAGGCAAUUUCAGAUGGGGGGUGGGAAUAAUCCUCGGCAAUACAAUGACACCACUUUGACAAAAAUUUUUGUUGGAGGGUUGGCUUGGGAGACUCAGAGGGAUACCAUGAGGCGUUAUUUUGAGCAAUUUGGAGAGAUUAUUGAGGCUGUGGUUAUCACAGACAAGAACACUGGAAGAUCCAAGGGUUAUGGCUUUGUUACAUUCAAGGAUCCAGAGGCUGCAAUGAGAGCAUGCCAAAACCAAUCUCCAGUCAUUGAUGGAAGGAGGGCAAAUUGCAAUCUUGCAUCCCUUGGUGCAAAUAAGACUCGCCCACCAACCCCUCAACAUGCAGGGGGAGGUCGGUUUAGACCAGCACAUGGAUUGAGUACAGCACCGCCCUAUCAUGGUUCUUCAUCAUCUUAUAUGCAUCAACCAACGAGUCAAUACUCAAUUCCUUAUUCAGCUUUUGGGUAUGCUGGAUAUUCACAAGAUGCCAUUUAUCCUUUGAACUACUAUGGUCUCUAUGGAGGUCAGCAGUUGUCACCUUACUACGCUUCUGGAGCAUCAGGGACACCAGGGAUUUUUCAUAAUUUUUAUCCAUUAUAUGCUCAACAUGCACAGAGUAGCCAAGGUCAUGGUUUUGGAGUUCAAUAUCCCCAAAUGUUGCAGUACCCUUAUUUGCCUCAGCAGUAUGGUUCAACUGGAAUUCUAUCCCUCCCUUCUUCAAUUCCCAUGGUUACAACAAGCGCGGGUGCAUCUACAACUAUGACAGCAACAACAACAAUACCAGUAACAUCAUCAUCAAUAGCAGCAGCAGCGGCAACAGCAGCAGCAACAGCAGCAAUACCAGUAACAUCAACAGCAGCAGCAGCAAUACCAGUAACAUCAACAGCAGCAGCAGCAGCAACAACAACAACAACAAUACCAGUAACAUCAACGGCAGCAGCAGCAACAGCAACAACAACAAUACCAGUAACAUUAUCAUUAUCAACAGCAGCAGCAACAACAGCAACCACAAUGACAACUGAGGUGGCAGAAACCGGCAAAGGUGCUUCACAAACUUCUUCCAGAACAUCUUCUGAAAAGAACUCAUCCUCCUAAUAGUGUGGAGGAAUACAGUCUUCUUCAAGACAAUUAAGAUUCAUUCAAAGGAUAGUAAAGUUCCAGAGCUUACAAAAUAAUUUAUUGAUUCACAGGGAGGAUGUCUGAUCAUCACCAAGCUUAACAAGAGGUGCAAUUCAAGAGUUCACCAUAAGAAUCAAUAAGGAACCAUCAUUUUCAGAAUCCAGAUGCCAAGCGCAAUCCGCUGACUGUCUCUACCCAAUUCAUUCUCAUCCAUGCCUAUCAUUAUUGCAUUUACAAUCAUCUUAGUUACCAUUAUACAUGUUUGGUUUAGGAAAGUAGAGGGAGUCCAAGUAGCUAGUUUUUAGCAUUAGGCCAAGAAAUCAUAUUCAUUCAUGUAUUGGGUGGAAACCAAAUAUUGGCUUUGGGUUCCACCUUAUAUACUAAUCACCAAAUGAUUAUCGUCUCGGACGCAGAGAGCAUCCGAUGACACAGCAUGUUCAUAUUAAGUGGUUCAUAAGAUUGAUUUUGUAAAUCUUUGAACCAAAAUUUGAUUGAUUUGGUCAAGACAAAGGGUAGGCUCGGACAGCUUACCCACAAAGUUGUAAUUCUUUGUUUCAUUUCAAUCAUUAAUUACAUAUUGACACAUAUUAAGUUAGGAUUAGUUGGGAUUAUAAGAUAGAUACUAUCUCUUUUGCACUUAACCCUUUCGCUUUCACUCUGUGUUCUUUUAUGUUUUUUUAAUCCUUUUGUGUUUGCAUGAUGGUUGCCUUUGGGGUUCGUAGGCAAUUUGUUUGGAAUCCAAGGGGAUCUAACAAAAAGAGGUCAAUGGGUACAGGGAUUGGAUGCUUUGUCAGGGAAUUCUAUGGAAGCGUGAGAAAGUUUCUUCUGUGUGGAAUGAUGGAAAAACGAAUCCAAUAUCUUGUGAUAAUAAUAAAUAUACAGUCUCUGAAGAUCAAAACACGUACCUUUCUUUUCUUUUUUCUGCUUCUGGCUAAGGAGAAUCUACUAGCCAAGAAUUUAUUG
Messenger RNA from Rubroshorea leprosula, 2559 nucleotides. The record is from the annotation of a GenBank genome assembly. NCBI's taxonomy places the organism in Eukaryota, Viridiplantae, Streptophyta, Magnoliopsida, Malvales, Dipterocarpaceae.